Messenger RNA from Tribolium castaneum (red flour beetle), 1612 nucleotides. RefSeq lists its product as hypothetical. Gene Ontology annotation, cellular component: transcription regulator complex; nucleus. Gene Ontology annotation, biological process: regulation of DNA-templated transcription. The transcript is spliced from 6 exons. The record is from RefSeq and is a predicted model, not a curated record. Bases 532 to 1578 code for a protein of 348 amino acids. Gene Ontology annotation, molecular function: transcription coregulator activity; protein binding. Lineage: Eukaryota; Metazoa; Arthropoda; Insecta; Coleoptera; Tenebrionidae.
CAGUUUUCGAUUCACUUAUCUUGACAACUGUCAAAAUAAUAACAAAAAUUUGUGGUUAUGUUGUGAAAAUUUGUAAUUUUGGAAGAAUUAAUGGACAAUUGAGUGAUGUUUUGCAAAAAAUGAAACCAAAAACAAUCAGCUGAACUGAUUUAUACAAUUAGAGAAUUUAAAUGAAAAAUGCGAUUUUUGCCGAAAAAAACAUCUCGUCGAGGUUGGUAUUUCAGAAAGAACAGGUUAGGUUAUUGUUUAUACAUAUUUGUUGAUUUCCGAAACGUGAAAAUUUAAAAUCUAAUUACUAAUAGCAAAAGUUAUUAUCAUAUUCCUUUCAGAUCAGAAACAAUUUCUCUGGUUGUCAAUAAUACGACGGAAGACUAAGUUUUUCUUCUAUAUUUGAAGAAUAUCUAAUUGAAGAUUUUAUGAAAACAGUUUUCAUAUUUUAUUGGUAUUAUUGGCUUUGUAAGUUUUUAUAAUGCAAAGAAGAAAAAGAUGACCUUGAUUAUAAUUCUUUUCUGAACUUAAAAGUUUUUGGAAAUGAGUUCUCAGGCAAUGGAUAAUGAAGCUAAAGGAUACAAAAUGCAUCAUCUUGUCAGAAAUUCUAACACCGGACUAUUAGAACUACAUGAAGAACUGACAGAAGAAAUUUUAAAAAAUGGAAGCAUUAUUCGUUCGAGUUGGAGUAGAGAAUCAUUGGUUGAGCAUAAAAAACAACUUGAAUUAAGCCAAGAAAUUAAACCAGAACCUCCUGAACAAAAGGAACCGCAAAUAAUUCAAACUUACGCACAAGAUGAUUUGCUAACUGAACCAUACAUAAAAGAAGAAGUUGUGGUUGAUGAAGAAUCAUCAUUUGAUGCACUUCCGGACGUAUUUCCUAAAGAAGAAAACAUUGGGCAAGACCCUCUCGAAAUCACAAGAUACGAAGCGAGCACUAGCGAAAAUUUCGACAAAAACAAAACUCUCUUAUCGCUAUCAAAAUUUUUAAAAACCAGUCGUAAAAAAAUAACAAUGGACGAGUUGGAGCAGUUUUGCAUCGAGAAGAAAUGUAAAGUGAUUGUGUGCAAAAAUGAUAGAAAGAAACUGGGCCUUGUGAGCAAUCACCUAAAAAUGCAACAACAAAUCAUCAAAAAAAUGGAUAAGAAAAAAGUUGAACGGUUACAACAAGGACCGUUUCGUUUAGAUGUUAACGAAUCCAUGCGAAGUUUACAAGUUUCGGACGCACCAACAAGUCAACCUUGUAAUAUUUUAUUUCCUUCUCCGAAACCAAUUAAACGUCUUAAACCUCCAACACGGCCUACUUUAAGUGCCAGAAAAGUGGGAACAGAUGUUGUUCUCAAAUGGAGAAUGCCUCAUUGUUCUAGUGAUGUUUACGCACCUGUUGCAAGCUAUGAAGUUUAUUGCUAUAUAUUGACUACAAGUAAUAAACGUCACAAGUGGCGGAAAUUGUCCAAAAUGGAAGCAUCUCCCAUUUUUACGACUUUAACUUUAAAGGAUAUUGAUGCUGAGGUGAUCAAUUCUUUUGUAGUGCGUGCGAUUGAUAUUUAUCAAAGGCGGGGUUUGUUUAGUAAGGUUGUGUCUGUUUAAAAAAUUUCUAUUACAUGCUUUAAAUAAAUCAUAA